This is a messenger RNA of Pungitius pungitius (ninespine stickleback), 1838 nucleotides long. It is a transcript of the gene hibch, whose product is annotated as 3-hydroxyisobutyryl-CoA hydrolase. Gene Ontology annotation, cellular component: mitochondrion. The coding region runs from base 86 to 1234 and encodes 382 amino acids. The record is from RefSeq and is a predicted model, not a curated record. Gene Ontology annotation, biological process: L-valine catabolic process. NCBI's taxonomy places the organism in Eukaryota, Metazoa, Chordata, Actinopteri, Perciformes, Gasterosteidae. The transcript has 14 exons. Gene Ontology annotation, molecular function: 3-hydroxyisobutyryl-CoA hydrolase activity.
CGUCUCUAUCAGGAAGUAAACGCGGAAAGUACAGCGAGAGCAAACAGCUGAACUUGAAAGUGCAGGACACCAGCGAAAUAUUAUUAUGUCCUUAACCACAUUGACAUCCGCUUACAGGCUGAGGUCCUUCUACAGACUGCAGCGAAUCCAGGGCCACAUGAUGUCAAGUCACGUGGAUCCCGGCGUUCUUCUGGAGAAAGUGGGCAACGCAGGUGUGAUCACUAUUAACAGACCCAAAGUCCUGAAUGCCCUCAACCUGAGCAUGAUCCGACAGAUCGCCCCUCAGCUGCAGAAAUGGGAAAAUGACAGUGAGACGGACAUUGUGAUCAUCAGAGGAGCAGGUGGAAAAGCCUUUUGUGCUGGUGGGGACAUCAGAGCGGUCACUGAAGCAGGAAAAGCUGGAGGCCGUCUUGCAGAGGACUUUUUCCGUGAGGAAUAUAUUCUCAACAAUGCUAUUGGAACAUGUAAGAAACCCUACAUCGCCCUUAUUGAUGGAAUAACGAUGGGAGGGGGUGUGGGUCUGUCAGUUCAUGGGCGGUUCCGGGUGGCCACUGAGAAGACGCUGUUCGCCAUGCCAGAGACCGCCAUAGGGCUCUUCCCCGACGUGGGCGGAGGUCACUUCCUGCCGCGGCUGCGGGGGAAGCUGGGGCUGUUCCUCGCCUUGACGGGCUUCCGCCUGAAGGGACGCGACGUGCAGAGAGCUGGAGUCGCCACUCACUUCGUGGAGUCCCAGAGGAUCCCACAGCUGGAGAAGGAGCUGGUGGGCUUGAGGUCUCCUUGUGCUGAAGACAUCUCAGCUCUGCUGGAUUCAUUCCAGAACCAGAGUGCUUUAGACUCUGAGAAGCCGUUUGUGUUGGACAAACACAUGUCUGAUAUUGACAGGCUCUUCAGCUCCAGCAGCGUGGAGGGCAUCGUGCAGAGCCUCAAGGCAGACGCCUCAGAGUUCGCCAUCAAGCAAGCUGAGACACUGUCCAGGAUGUCUCCCACGUCCCUGAAAAUCACCCAUAAGCAUCUGCAGGUCGGUGCCACUCUGAGCCUGCAGGACGUGCUGGUGAUGGAGUACCGACUCAGCCAGGCCUGCAUGAGGGGCCACGACUUUUAUGAGGGUGUGCGAGCCGUGCUGAUUGACAAGGACCAGAGUCCCAAGUGGAGCCCUUCAACGCUGGAGGAGGUGUCGGAGCAGAGUGUGGAUCAGUGCUUCUCCUCGCUGGGGGAGAAAGACCUGACGUUCUGAUGCUUCCCACCUUCGGACCCACACCACCAAGCCCCCACCCCCUCAGUGAUUCUAUGACACACUGGAUCGGUGCCACACUUGAUGGUUUGUUGCUGUGGAGGCAUUUUACAGGAAAAGCUCUCAACUUAAGAGCAGAAGAGGUAGCAGCAACUGCUUUGUGUGUCGCCCACAACUGGCUGUGCGCUACGAGUGGAGUGGUUGUCUCUCUCAGAUGAUGCUGCACAGCGACUGGAGGACAUGGGAGGAGAAAAUGAUCUCACCACUGAGUGCUUCAUUACGCUUCCUGUGGGGUUUGUUGAUGUGACCUGGAUCGCUAUCAUCUGUCCUUCUGCAGUGUCCCUUCUGCUGCUGCAGUUUAUUUUCCUUUUCACUAAAAUCUCUAGUUCUUCGUGUGUGUGUGUGUGUGUGUGUGUGUGUGUGUGUGUGUGUGUGUGUGUGUGUGUGUGUGUGUGUGUGUGUGUGUGUGUGUGUGUGUGUGUGUGUGUGUGUGUGUGUGUGUGUGUGUGUGUGUGUGUGUGUGUGUGUGUGUGUGUGUGUGUGUGUGUGUGUGUGUGUGUGUGUGUGGGGAUGCUGGAACAGACAGCAAUAAAGAUCUGAUAAAAGG